AUGUCAUUCUCUAACAGGACCAAUCUUCAUCCCUCCACUUUUAUUCUCAUUGGAAUUCCAGGGCUAGAGAAUGCCCACAUUUGGAUUUCCAUCCCCUUCUGCCUGGGGUACAUGUUGGCUCUACUGGGAAACUUUGCCCUGCUGUUCAUCAUUAAGACUGACCCUAGCCUUCAUGAGCCCAUGUACCUCUUUCUUUGCAUGUUGGCUGUGGCAGACCUGAUUGUGUGCACCACUGCUAUACCCAAACUUCUCAGCCUCUUCUGGUUCAAAGACAGGGAAAUUCCAUUUGAAGCUUGCCUGACACAAAUAUUUUUGAUCCACUCCUGCUCCACAAUGGAAUCUGGUUUCUUUCUGGCUAUGGCCUUUGACCGCUAUGUGGCCAUAUGCAAACCCCUUAGACACUCAGCAAUCUUGACCCACACAGUCAUUGGGAGCUUAGGGUUGGCUAUUGUUUUCCGUGGAGCUGUGUUACUCAGUCCUCACCCCUUUCUACUCAGAUGGCUUCCUUACUGCAAGACUAAUGUCAUUUCUCAUACCUACUGUGAGUUCAUGGCCUUGAUCAAACUGGCCUGUGCUGAAACCAGAAUAAGUAGAGCUUAUAGCCUAAUUGUUGCAUUCAUUACUGGAGGACUGGAUUUUAUAUUAAUCAUCUGUUCCUACAUUCUUAUUCUCCACACUGUCUUCCAGCUCCCUUCUAAGAAUGCACGUCUCAAGACCCUGGGAACCUGUGGAUCUCAUGUCUGUGUAAUUUUAGUUUCUUACACCCCAGCCUUCUUCUCAUUUUUCACACAUAGAUUUGGACAUCAUGUUGCCCCUCAUGUCCAUAUUUUUGUGGCUAACAUCUACUUACUGAUCCCACCUAUGGUAAAUCCUAUCAUCUAUGGGGUGAGAACAAAGAGAAUCUGGGAGAGAAUCCACAAAUUCUUUAGUCCCCAAAAGGCCUGA
Messenger RNA from Trichosurus vulpecula (common brushtail), 945 nucleotides. RefSeq names its product olfactory receptor 52K2-like. Gene Ontology annotation, molecular function: G protein-coupled receptor activity; olfactory receptor activity. Bases 1 to 945 code for a protein of 314 amino acids. The transcript has a single exon. The record is from RefSeq and is a predicted model, not a curated record. Gene Ontology annotation, biological process: G protein-coupled receptor signaling pathway. Gene Ontology annotation, cellular component: membrane. NCBI's taxonomy places the organism in Eukaryota, Metazoa, Chordata, Mammalia, Diprotodontia, Phalangeridae.